AUGUUUUCUCCCUUGCGCUGUCGUUGCCAAAUUAACCUAUGGUCCAAAUACCAGUUCUUGAAUCCCCGAUCUUUAUCGUCUUCCUGUUCAUCUCCGCCUGGCGAGACCCCAUAUCCUUUCCCAUCCCAUAAUCGUCCGACCCCGCACCAGAUAUUUCAUCUACCUCAUGGGGCGUCGCAAACUGAUAUAAAGGCUCGAUAUUACGAACUGGUGCGCAUACACCACCCUGAUUCUAUCCACGGUCGGUCUAUAUCACCCAGGUUGCGGCAUGCGCGCUUUCAAUCUAUAACUGCGGCAUACGAUGCUCUUCGUGGAAAGAGAGCGCAUGCCAAUGUUGACCCCUAUACCGAGGAGAUAUUGAGGCGAAAGCGAGCAUAUUACGCCCACUACGGGCACAGGCCUCGAGCAGAACACGCAUAUUACCGAGGCAGACAUAACUGGCACGCCAGCGCGGAUGACCGCUGGAAGGACAGAAUCAUCCUCGCCGUCGGAAUAACAGCCCUUGUCGCGGGGAUUGCCCCAGGCUUGUAUAUGUUCCCUGCGAGCAUGGAAAGAAAACAUCUGGCUGCCGUUGCAGGUCUUGCUCAAGCGCGGAGUGAGGCUCGUGAAAUAGGCGACGAGCGUAUGAGAGAGCUCCACAAACGAGCAAAGGAGAUAAGGUCGUCAAGGACAGAACGUUGA
This is a messenger RNA of Pleurotus ostreatus (oyster mushroom), 681 nucleotides long. RefSeq lists its product as uncharacterized. Bases 1 to 681 code for a protein of 226 amino acids. The transcript has 3 exons. NCBI's taxonomy places the organism in Eukaryota, Fungi, Basidiomycota, Agaricomycetes, Agaricales, Pleurotaceae. The record is from RefSeq and is a predicted model, not a curated record.